Alligator mississippiensis (American alligator) is the source of this 629-nucleotide messenger RNA. Its product is annotated as gametocyte-specific factor 1. NCBI's taxonomy places the organism in Eukaryota, Metazoa, Chordata, Crocodylia, Alligatoridae. Bases 122 to 511 code for a protein of 129 amino acids. The record is from RefSeq and is a predicted model, not a curated record. The transcript is spliced from 6 exons.
CCACUGCUUGCAGGCAGGCACCUUGUCCCCACACCAGGCACAGGAAGUGGCUGGAGCUUACAGCCUGCCCCCAGCCCUAGAGCAGAUUCAGGAGGAGAGUUUUGUCUGAGAAAUAAGGACCAUGGACCCCGAGCGGCUCCUCCAGUGCCCCUAUGACAAGACACAUCAGAUCCGUGCUUGCCGGUUCCCCUACCACCUAGUCAAGUGCCGGGAGAACAACAGGAAGGUGGCGGCCGAGCUUGCCACGUGCCCCUACAAUGCGCGCCACAAGGUCCCGAAGCGUGAGCUCCAGCUCCACAUCGCCACCUGCUCUAACAACCCUGCUGACACUGAGGCCCCGUUCCCACCCAAGACUGAGCUGAAGGAGAUGCCAGGCGCCUGGCAGUGCCCCCCGUGCCAGGAGGACUGGGAAGCAGAUGCAGACGGGCUGGGGGCUGCUGCUCCUUUCCAUCUUGGCUCCAGGGAAAACCGCCUCCUUGGCACCCCACAGAGGUUCUCCAAGUGCCCUUGAGCAGCGGGAGAGACUGGGGGAAAUGUGAGCUUGAACUUGGCCCUGCCGAGCUGAGGCACCCCCUGGGUAGUGUUUUUAAUGCAGACAAAUAGAGUCAAUAAAUGUUUUGCUUUUAUCA